Molecule: messenger RNA, 891 nt
Organism: Labrus mixtus (cuckoo wrasse)
Lineage: Eukaryota; Metazoa; Chordata; Actinopteri; Labriformes; Labridae
Product: piggyBac transposable element-derived protein 1-like
Exons: 2
Coding region: 34-891 (285 amino acids)
Source: RefSeq, a predicted model, not a curated record
AGGACCAGGACUCUGCGACUGGAAACAGACCACAUGGCGGCAUUUAGGUAUGUGUGGGACUGUUUCCUGCACAACUGCAGAAGAAAGUUCAUCCCCAGUGUCACCAUAGAUGAGCAGCUUGUGCCAUUCCGAGGCAGGUGCAAGUUACGGCAAUUCAUGCCCAGCAAGCCUGCAAAAUAUGGGAUAAAAAUCUUCUGGAUGUGCGACACAAGGGUACCUUAUGCAAUAGAUGGAAUUGUCUAUACCGGGAGACAGCCAGGAGAGGAGGUUCAGAGGAACCUUGGAGAGAAUGUCGUCCAAGAAUUGUGCAGUGGAAUCAGACAGACAGGUCGCAACAUCACAAUGGACAGCUUCUUCACCAGUGUCCCGCUGGCUGAGAAGCUCCUCGAGAAGAACCUUACCAUUGUUGGAACUCUUCGCCAGAACAAAUUGGACAUACCACCUAUCAUGAAGCCAUCCAAAUCACGGGAGAUUCAUAGUUCAGAAUUCGGAUUCAAUGGCAACAUGACCAUGGUGAGCUAUGUGCAGAAGAAGGGAAAAGCUGUUGCCCUCCUGAGCACCGUGCAUGAUGACAAAGCAGUGGAUGACAGCAGUCAGAAGAAGAAACCAGAAGUGAUCCUGUACUACAACAAAACAAAAGGAAGAGUCCACACAAUGGAUCAGAUGGUUAGCAACUACUCGUGUAAGCGGAGAACCUUGAGGUGGCCCAUGGUUCUCUGGUACAAUAUGCUAGAUGUUGCCACCCUCAAUGCCUACACCAACUUCACUGCACAACACUCUGAUUAUAUGGGUGGUGUGAACAAUGCACGCUGGCUAUUCAUCAAGGAGCUGGGCAAAGAGCUCGUCAUGCCGCAUGGAGGGCACGCCCAAACUCCAAAAGCAUAUUAUUGA